CUGAGCCACCACCACCAGAAGUUUCUUUUCUCCCUCAGCUGAGGUCGGAGCUUUCAGUCGGUGGCUGCCACAAUGGGAACUGCUUGGCUUCUGCUGGUCUGGGUGCUGAUGUGUUGCCCUACCAAAGGCUUGUUCAUGUCAGUUUUUGGAGGAACAAAAAGUGAUAAUGAGGAACUCCAGCAAAGAAGUAGAGUACUUAAUCCAAAUCACAAUUCCAUGAAGACCCUUGGGCUGUUCAAGUCGAUGGAUUCUAUGUCAGAGAACCAAGUUAAAGUGGUACUACUGGAAACUAAUGCAGUUGAAACUCAUACCUCACUUGGACAUGUGAGACUUCAGGAGCUGGAUAGCACAAGAAAGCUCAAAGCUGAAGAGGGAGCUAAUGAAAUAACUGCAACCUCCAUCAAUGCGACUGUGGCCACCAUUACUAAUGGUACCACAGUUGGAGGGAACAACUUUGUGACUGGUGCCAUCAAGACUGUGGUUGAAGUCAACCGGACAGUGACCAUUUCCAACAGGACUGAGGUUGCUGACAAUGAAACUGAGGCUAGAAUCAAUGUGACUGUAUUUGUGGGCAACCAGACAGUGGCCAGCUCCUAUGGCACUGUGGUCAGAGGCAAUGCUGCCAACAGUCUUGAAAACAAGGCUGUUGCCACCACCAAUGGGACUGUAGUAGCUGGAAAUGUGAAAGUGGUAAGUGGCAAAAACACUGGCAGCCCUGCCAACAAAACUUUGGUUGCCACCAAUAGGACGGUGUUGUCUGCAAACAAUGCUGUUGAAGUUGCCAAUAAAACUGUGGUUGGCAGCAACAAGACUAUGGCCAGUACUGAUAGGAUUGUGGUUGUAGGUAACAAGACAGUGGUCACCACCACCAAUAAAAAUAUAGUUUCUGGCAACAAGAUUGUGACCGCGGGCAAAGAAACAAUAGUUUUUGGAAAUGUAACUGCAGCCGCCGUGAACAAAACUAGCAACGUUACUGUGUCCACCACCACUGAAACUAUGGUUUUUGGCAACGUCACUGUGGUCGCCACCAACAAAUCUAUGGUUUCUGACAACGUGCUUGUGGCUGCCAGUACUAAUGAAAUUGUGGUUGCUGGCAAUGUGACUGUGGUUGCCAACAAGACUGAGGCUGCCAAUGGUGCCAACAAGACUGAGGCUGCCAAUGGUCCCAACAAAACUGUGGUUUCUGGUGCUGUGGCUGCUGAGGCCAUUGAAACUGUAGUUUCUGGCAACAUGACUGCAGUUGCCAUGAACGAAACAAUGGUCUCUGGCAAUGUGACUGUGCCUGUCGUCAACAAAACUGUGGUGUCCGGCAACAUGACUGCAGCUGCCACGAACGAAACUAUGGUUUCUGGCAACGUGACUGUUGCCGCUGCCAACAAAACUAUAGUUUUUGGUAACAUGACUGGUGCUACCUGCACCAUGGAGACUGUGGCUCCUGGCAAGGCGACUGUGGCCACCGGCGACAACAAAACUAUGGUCUCUGGCAACGCAACAGUGGCUGCGGGCGACAACAAAACUAUGGUCUCUGGCAACGCGACAGAGGUCGCCAGCGACAACAAAACGAUGGUUUCUGGCAACACAACUAUGGUUGCUAACGAGCCUGUGGCUGCCAAUGGUCCCAACAAAACACUGGUUUCUGCCGCUAUGUCUGCUGGUGCCUUGGAAACAGUAGUUUCUGGAAAUGUGACUGAGGCAGUCGUCAUCAACAAUACUUUGGUUUCUGGCAACAUGACUAUGGCUCCUGGCAACACGACAGUGGCCGCCGGCGACAACAAAACUAUGGUCUCUGGCAACGCAACAGUGUCCGCCGGCGACAACAAAACUAUGGUCUCUGGCAAUGCGACAGUGUCCGCUGGCGACAACAAAACUAUGGUCUCUGGCAAUGCGACAGAGGCCGCUGGCGACAACAAAACUAUGGUUUCUGGCAACGUGACUGUGGACACCGGCGACAACAAAACUAUGGUCUCUGGCAACGCAACAGUGUCCGCUGGCGACAACAAAACUAUGGUCUCUGGCAAUGCGACAGAGGCCGACGGCGACAACAAAACUAUGGUCUCUGGCAAUGCGACAGAGGCCGCUGGCGACAACAAAACUAUGGUUUCUGGCAACGUGACUGUGGACACCGGCGACAACAAAACUAUGGUCUCUGGCAAUGCGACAGAGGCCGCCGGCGACAACAGAACUAUGGUUUCUGGCAACACAGCUAUUGUUGUUAACGAGCCUGUGGCUGCCAAUGGUCCCAACAAAACUCUGGUUUCUGCCGCUAUGUCUGCUGGUGCCUUGGAAACUGUAGUUUCUGGAAAUGUGAAUGAGGCAGUCAUCAACAAUACUUUGGUUUCUGGCAACAUGACUAUGGCUCCUGGCAACACGACAGUGGCCACUGGCGACAACAAAACUAUGGUCUCUGGCAACGCAACAGUGUCCGCAGGCGACAACAAAACUAUGGUCUCUGGCAACGCGACAAAGGUCGCCGGCGACAACAAAACUCUGGUUUCUGCCGCUAUGUCUGCUGGUGCCUUGGAAACUGUAGUUUCUGGAAAUGUGAGUGAGGCAGUCAUCAUCAACAAUACUUUGGUUUCGGGCAACAUGACUAUGGCUCCUGGCAACGCGACAGUGGCCAUUGGCAACAACAAAACUAUGGUCUCUGGCAACGUGACAGAGGUCGCCGGCGACAACAAAACUAUGGUUUCUGGCAACAUGACUGUGGACACCGGCGACAACAAAACUAUGGUCUCUGGCAACGCGACAGUGGCCGUCGGCGACAACAAAACGAUGGUUUCUGGCAACACGGCUAUGGUUGUUAACGAGCCUGUGGCUGCCAAUGGUCCCAACAAAACACUGGUUUCUGCCGCUAUGUCUGCUGGUGCCUUGGAAACUGUAGUUUCUGGAAAUGUGACUGAGGCAGUCGUCAUCAAUAAUACUUUAGUUUCUGGCAACAUGACUAUGGCUCCUGGCCACACGACAGUGGCCAUCGGCAACAACAAAACUAUGGUCUCUGACAAUGCGACAGAGGGUAAUGGCAACAACAAAACUAUGGUUUCUGGCAACAUGACUGUGGACACCGGCGACAACAAAACUAUGGUCUAUGGCAACGCGACAGUGGCCGUCGGCGACAACAAAACGCUGGUUUCUGGCAACACGGCUAUGGUUGUUAACGAGCCUGUGGCUGCCAAUGGUCCCAACAAAACACUGGUUUCUGCCGCUAUGUCUGCUGGUGCCUUGGAAACUGUAGUUUCUGGAAAUGUGACUGAGGCAGUCGUCAUCAACAAUACUUUGGUUUCUGACAACAUGACUGUGACUCCUGGCAACAACAAAACUAUGGUCUCUGGCAACAUGACUGUGGACACCGGCGACAACAAAACUAUGGUCUCUGACAAUGCGACAGAGGGCGAUGGCGACAACAAAACUAUGGUUUCUGGCAACACAGCUAUGGUUGCUAAUGAGCCUGUGGCUGCCAAUGGUCCCAACAAAAUUAUGGUUUCUGGGAAAGAGACUGCUGGUGCAAUGGAAACUGUUGUUUCUGGAAAUGUGACUGCGCCCAUCAACAAUACUAUGGUUUCUGGCAACAUGACUGUGGCCACUGCCACCAAUGACACCAUGGUUGCUUGCAAUGUGGCUGUGAACAAGACUGUAGUGAACAGCAAUGCGACUGUGGCAAGCUCCAACACAGUCACUUUACAAUUGUUUGAUUGCAACAAGACUGUUCAUAGCACAAACAGGCCUGUGUUUGAGAGCAAUGACACACUGUUGCCCACAAACAGCACUGUGAACAUUGUUGCCAUUGGGACUUUGGAUCCAGGCAACAAGACUGUGACUGGUGCCAAUGGGACUGUACUUGUUGGCAACAUAACUUUGGCUGCUGUCAGUGAGACCAUGGCUGCCAACAACCCCACAGAGCUGACCGCCAGCAGCAAUGUGGCAAACGGGGCUGCUAAGAGGACUGUGGCCACCUCAAAGGAGACUGGAGCUACUGCCACUUAUGCAGCAAAUUUAUCAAGAUUUAGAUUGAGCAUAUUUUUAUGA
Fundulus heteroclitus (mummichog) is the source of this 4023-nucleotide messenger RNA. RefSeq names its product putative cell agglutination protein pfl5. Lineage: Eukaryota; Metazoa; Chordata; Actinopteri; Cyprinodontiformes; Fundulidae. The coding region runs from base 73 to 4023 and encodes 1316 amino acids. The transcript is spliced from 7 exons. The record is from RefSeq and is a predicted model, not a curated record.